Molecule: messenger RNA, 2032 nt
Organism: Dendroctonus ponderosae (mountain pine beetle)
Lineage: Eukaryota; Metazoa; Arthropoda; Insecta; Coleoptera; Curculionidae
Product: b(0,+)-type amino acid transporter 1
Exons: 11
Coding region: 197-1828 (543 amino acids)
Biological process (GO): amino acid transmembrane transport
Cellular component (GO): membrane
Molecular function (GO): L-amino acid transmembrane transporter activity
Source: RefSeq, a predicted model, not a curated record
CAUUCAGGCAGUCGCAGUUAUACAAUCAGCUCACCAUUCUGAAGUUGUGAAAUUGCAAAAAACUUAAUUUUGUCGCUUUAUUUUUAGGCGCCGGCUGUAGAGGACGUCGGCGUCGCGACGUUGCUCAAUCCCAGUCAGUGAAUGACAUGAAAUCGAAGGAAAAGUGCGUUUUCAUUUUGCCGCUGUUUGUGGGAACAUGUAUGACGAUGAAUACUUCUCAAACCGCCACAUGUUUUCUGGAAAUAAUAAUUCAAGUCCCAAUUUGCUCAAAGAGGGUGGCGUUCAAUGGCGAGGAAGUCGCGGAUCCAUUGUUAACGGCAGUGCCCCAAGUGGGUUCCGAGGCGGCGAUCAAGAGCGGAACUUCUACGAGCAUAAUGUGGAGAACUCCAUUGCUGGGUGCAACCAGUUGGAGAGAUCCCGCGCAACUGAGAAUGACCCUAUUCACCUCAAGAGACGGGUGGGACUCGUCAGUGGGGUGGCUUUAAUUGUCGGUACCAUGAUAGGAUCUGGAAUUUUCGUCUCACCUUCGGGUCUACUGGAACGGACAGGCUCAAUCGGAAUGAGCUUUGUGGUGUGGAUGUCCUGCGGCUUGUUGUCUCUUUUGGGUGCCCUCUCCUAUGCCGAGCUGGGUACCAUGAACACCUCAUCCGGCGCGGAGUACGCGUACUUUAUGGACGCGUUUGGAGCGCCUCCAGCGUUCCUCUUCUCAUGGGCCAGUACUCUAGUCCUCAAACCCUCCCAAAUGGCGAUCAUUUGUCUCAGUUUCGGGAAAUACGCCGUGGAAGCCUUCGUAACUGAGUGCGAGCCGCCAGAAAUCGUUGUGAAGAUGGUGGCCCUCCUAGCUAUGGUGGUGAUCCUCUACGUCAAUUGCUACAGCGUCAAUUUGGCCACUAGUGUUCAGAACGUUUUCACUGCUGCCAAGCUGGUUGCUGUUCUGAUCGUGAUCUUGGGCGGAGCGUACAAGAUAGUGGAAGGGAAUACCCAGCAUUUAAGGGACCCUUUUGCAAACACCAAGUCCUCAGUUGGCAAUAUUGCGACCGCAUUUUACACCGGCCUUUGGGCGUAUGACGGGUGGAACAAUUUAAAUUAUGUGACUGAAGAAAUCAAAGAUCCAUCCAGAAACUUGCCACGCAGUAUAGUGAUCGGAAUACCGUUGGUGACCAUUUGCUACGCGCUCAUCAACAUAUCCUACCUAACAGUGAUGUCGCCCAUGGAAAUGAUGACCAGUGAAGCUGUAGCUGUGGUGUUUGGCAAUCGGUUGCUUGGAGUUAUGGCCUGGCUGAUGCCGCUUUCCGUCACCAUUUCUACCUUUGGGUCCGCAAACGGUACGCUGUUUGCUGCUGGAAGACUCUGCUUUGCGGCUAGUAGGGAGGGCCAUUUACUGGACAUUUUGUCUUAUGUGCACGUUAGGCGAUAUACUCCCUCUCCUGGCCUGAUUUUCCACUCAAUAAUUGCGGGCGCCAUGGUUUUGUAUGGAACCAUCGACUCCUUGAUCGACUUCUUCAGCUUCACUGCCUGGAUUUUCUAUGGGGGCGCGAUGUUGGCUCUGAUCGUCAUGCGACACACCAAGCCGAACUAUCCCCGACCUUAUAAGGUGCCAAUUAUCAUCCCCUACUUGGUUCUGUUGAUCUCGUUCUACCUGAUUAUUGGGCCCAUUGUGGACAAGCCCACCAUCGAGUACCUGUACGCUGCAUUGUUUAUUUUAGGUGGAAUGAUCUUUUAUGUUCCUUUCGUACAUUUCAAGUGCCGCAUCCCGUUUAUGGAUGGUAUCACUGUGUUCUUGCAAAUGUUGCUGGAAGUGGCGCCAACAACCAACAUGUUUGACUAGAGCUGUUUUUUACUAUUUUUAUAUUUUAUUUAUAAAUCGUUUACAAGACGGUUCGGAGCCAGUGUUGCACUUUUUACUGUCUGAACGGCUGGUGUUAUUAAAUGCAUUUAUAUAAUAACCCAAGUUGGAUCUUUCGAAUAUUUUUAUCAAUGGCGAUGUGAUGGUUUGUAUUAAAUUUGUUAAACAAUAGAAAAAUGGUUGAAA